AUGGCCACCAAGCGCAAGCAGGGCCAGACGCUCAGCCUCAAAGGCUCGACCAAGAUCGUCACCGAGUUCUUCGAGUACUCGGUCAACUCCAUCCUGUACCAGCGUGGCGUCUACCCGCCCGAGGACUUCAAGCAGGUCAAGAAGUACGGCCUCACGCUCUUCACGAGCGCCGACGAGGCCCUCGAGCGCUACAUCCAGAACCUCAUGAAGCAGGUCCAGAACUGGAUCCUGGCCGGCAAGCUCGACUCGCUGGCCCUCAUCAUCAUGAACCGCGAUACCCGCGAGGUCGUCGAACGGUGGCAGUUUGACGUACACGUCGAGGAGCCGCCAGCCGAGGGAGCGGGAGAAGGAGCGCCGGCGGGCAAGGAGAAUGACGGCGCGCCCGCCGCAGCAGGGCCCAAGGCCAAGACGGAGAAGACGCCCGAACAAGUGCAAAAGGACAUCCAGGACAUCAUGCGCCAGAUCACGUCGAGCGUCACCUUCCUCCCCUCGCUCGAAGAGCAAUACGUCUUUACAAUCCUCACGUACGCCAAGAAGGACACCGAGGUGCCUAUAGAGUGGAUCGACAGCGACCCGCACAUGAUCAUCGGCAACGCAGAGCAGGUCCGCCUCCGCUCCUUCUCGACCAACCGCCACAAGGUCCAAGGCCUCGUCGCGUAUCGUCUCGGGCAGGACGUUCUCUGAACGCUUCCUCUUUCGUCCUCUUCGUCUUUCGGUCCGGCGCGUCGCGUCGGCGGUACCUUGUCUUGUCCGCCCAUAUUGCAACGUGAGUGUUUGUGGAC
This is a messenger RNA of Rhodotorula graminis WP1, 782 nucleotides long. RefSeq lists its product as uncharacterized. The transcript has 6 exons. The record is from RefSeq and is a predicted model, not a curated record. Lineage: Eukaryota; Fungi; Basidiomycota; Microbotryomycetes; Sporidiobolales; Sporidiobolaceae. Bases 1 to 684 code for a protein of 227 amino acids. Gene Ontology annotation, biological process: mitotic spindle assembly checkpoint signaling. Gene Ontology annotation, cellular component: kinetochore; cytoplasm; nucleoplasm.